Mizuhopecten yessoensis (Yesso scallop) is the source of this 2187-nucleotide messenger RNA. RefSeq lists its product as uncharacterized. NCBI's taxonomy places the organism in Eukaryota, Metazoa, Mollusca, Bivalvia, Pectinida, Pectinidae. Gene Ontology annotation, cellular component: membrane. Gene Ontology annotation, molecular function: calcium channel activity; protein binding. Gene Ontology annotation, biological process: calcium ion import across plasma membrane. Bases 164 to 2098 code for a protein of 644 amino acids. The transcript is spliced from 14 exons. The record is from RefSeq and is a predicted model, not a curated record.
UAAUAAUAGCAUCACAAACUUAGUUUUACUACAGUUUAUAGCUCAGGGGUAAAACCGGGAUUGUCAUAGCAAUCUACCUGAAAAACAUUGUUCAUAGAAACCUACCAGGAUUUCAGUGUAAGUGUAGCAGUACAUAGUAGUGGCGUAUGGGAUCUAGGACAGCAUGUCUUGUCGACGACCGGUGAUAUCUUCAAACGGGGGCAGAAAUGCUCGAUACGAAUAUACAGCACUAGAGCCUAACACAAACGAAAGUACACCAGAAGACGACUUUGAUAAAAGAGUUCUCGAGGACUCGUUCCAAAGGGCGGUAACAGAAAAGACAAACCUGUGCCUCCUGGGGAAACAAGAUGCUGAGAACGAAGUAUACCUAGACUGGGUGAUUGCGAGAGAGGGAGACAAGGACACAGCACUGCUGUAUAUCAUAGAAAAUCUGAAAACCGAGGAAAGGGUACAAGUCUUGGUCAGUUGCUUACUGAUGAGCCGGGGCGCGGAUCCAUCUGUUUACAAUACGUUGCAAGAGACGCCAUUGCAUGUUGCUGUAAAAAGGAAAUUUAAAGGAGUAUGCAAGAAACUUUUAGAAAAAGGCGCCUGGCCGAAUCCUAAAGACAGUGAAGGGCGGUUACCAUUUUCUCUAGCUGAAGAGAAUGACGACGAUGACAUUGCAUCCAUGCUUAUCCUCUACAUGAAGAACCACGAGGUACGACAACUAUUUUCCUAUCACGGGACAGUUCCAGCUGAAUUCAGCUUCCACAAUCUGCUUCGAUCUGGAAAAAUGGAGAAGACUGUCAUGGCCGUCCUCAAUUGCUUGGUAGACUUGGAAGGUACCGAUGGAAAGGCUACCGUCUACUUCCACAUACUUGAGAGUGACGAAAAGGGAAGGCAUCCAAAGACAAAAGACUUCAACCAAAAAGACAGAUCACCGUUCCAAAUAAUAGCAAAAAGCGGAAACAAAACAAUCGUUAAUCACGAUAUAAUACGGUUGCUGGUACGGAGGAAGUGGAAACAUUAUGCGAGACUCCGAUUUCUUGUGAAUGCAAUUCUAUUCAUAUGCAACCUUGCCUGCCUGGCUUACGCUGCCAUAACCGCAGCCAAAGCGGACGACCCUCUGGUGUAUGACAGCCCUCGGGACAUCGUUCGGGCAGUAUGCGAGGUGUUGAGUGUUAUCACCGCAAUUAUCACGCUCUUUUUGGAAAUCCACCAUAUCAUUAAGCACAAACUGGAAUAUUUAACGGAGAAAUUUAACUACCUGGAGCUAUUCUCCGCGCUGUUCCUACUUAUCCUGGUUCCACUCCGCUUUACAAACAACGAUAACCAAUGGCAGAUCUACUCAGUUGUCUUCCUUCUAUGGACUCUCCGGAUAUUCAAAUAUGCAGCGGUGUUUAGGCAAACUGGUGCUUAUGCACAAAUUCUGGUUCGCGUAAUAGCUAAUGACUUCUUCCAGUUCAUGGUGGUCUUCACAGUAUUUCUACUAGUCUUUAGUGGGACGCUUCUCCUCGCACUAAGGGGCGAGAAUCAGACGGCCAUUAUCAGCGAUACAAGUUCUUUUUGGGCGAUCUUAUUUCUAGGACUCCGGAUAUUGGUUGAAUCAGAGAAGGUCAUAGAGUACACAAACAUUGAUCCAUGGAGCUGUUUCAUCAUGGUCCUAUUCUUAUUCUCAUGCAUGGUGUUAUUGCUAAACCUACUGAUUGCCCAGUUAAGUGGCACGUACCAGCACAUACAACAGGGUGCUCCAAGAGGCCUGGAGGUCAACCGGGCCUGGAUCGUGGCCCGGAUAGAGCUGAGGAGCAUGCUGGUCCAACAGGGAUUCAGAUUUAAAUACUACCUAGAGAAGAAGGAGUUGAAGGAUAUCAACAAGGUGUUGGAAAAAUGGGAGUCUCCUCCCUUGCAGGAAAUGAACAAGAAUAUGCAAGCUAUAGAAGAAUGUGUUGAAACCCAUAAACUUUAUCUCCAAUCAGUAACAACUCGACUAGCGAGACAAGAACGAACACUCAUCAGAAUACAAGAAACGCUGGAUACUUUGUCGAGAAGAAUGAUACCUGAUUGGACGAUCAAUAAUCUCAAUAAUGACGCAUGUGCCAAUGAUGACGUCACGAUAUAAGAAGUCAAGAGAAAACAAUACUAGUCAAAAUGACCCCAAAGCCCCUUAGGUCAGAGACAUCGCUGAUUUCCACAUGAUAAACAAACUCA